AUGAUCAACCCAGUCUUCCAAAACACGCGAAUUGCCCCCACUUGUUUAGCGUAUCGUCCCUCGUUCGCUAUGCCCUUGUACUCGGAACGACAACUUCGUCCUUUCAACGUCCCAUCCCCUUCACCAAGCGUCGUCUCCAUGUCCGGCAGCGAUGAUACUAGCCGUGCAAGCUCAGCUCCCCCGAGAGCUUACAGACGAGAUGCUGCACUACAUGACGAUUCAACUCCACGCUCUCCCAAGCAUUUGAGAGACGAUGACAUCAAUCCACAGCACCCGUCCGAUCCGACUGCGGUCUCGUCGUCUCCCUAUGUUUCUGACGUUAGUCCAGAGCAUGCCGACGCCAGACAAGACGCACUUCGAAGGGUUCUCAGGGAUGCAUAUCAUCGGUUAGUCGCAUCAGGGCCAGCUCUACUUAUCCUCGACCUCGUUCUGACACCACCAGUGGUACAUAGCCAAUCUACUACCUGUCUUGACUCGACUAGGAAUGGGUACAGAGAUAGGUACUUCAGUCCAGCGUCACAUCGCGCUCCUGAGGUCGUUCCCUGUGCGGCGUGCACUGACAGUACACCUUCUGGAAUUGUGCGCGAUCAUGAAGAACACAGCUCUCGCUAUACCAUCACUAACUACGUCUGUAAGAGUAGUCGUGCAGAUGAACGCUGUUCCAACAUGAACGCGAAACGAAAGCGCCCCGCGGAUUUCGAGGAUCAAGACGAUUCAUCUGAUGGUGACAGCGACGAAUAUAACGCGGACUCGGAAGCGUCCAUCGGUAAACGGUCGACGCCAGACACCAUUGCGAUGGAAGUUAAUUCAAAAUCCGUCCGAGACACGCACCGUUAUUCGAUGGCGAAGGCCACUGAGCCCUCCCAAACCACAGAAGCUUCAAUAUCUGACGCGAGCGCCACUGCUACUGUGACCAAAUCUGCCAGCACUGGCGGUGACAGGAGGUUCAACUCUGAUGAAGAUGGGUUUUUCUACAACGAAGCCGGUGUCAAGCUCGAGGUCAAAGAGGUGUCCGUCUCUUACGAUACGAAGCAGUGGUUGAAGCAUGCAGAGAAAGCGAAGGACGGUCCUAAUCCACUGUGGUGCUGUAUCUGGGAGACGAAAGAUAAUGGAGGAAGAACCAUCUGCGGGUACUCCUCAAAGACCCACCUCGUUAAGCGCCACAUUGAAAACACUCAUCUGAACAUUAAGCGCUUCAUGUGUACCUGGUGUGGCAAGACAUUUACACAGCGCAGCAAUGCUGCUGGCUGCCACUUGAACACACACACAGGCGAAGAGCCUCACAGUUGUAAAUUUUGUGGCGAGAGGUUCAAUGAUCCGUCCAAGAGAUACAAACAUAUGGCACGGCGCCACGACUAUCUUCCUUCAAAGAGACACAAGAAGUUCAAGGCUGACAAUGGCCGGCUCGCACCGCACGAGUCGGUCGCAUUCAGCGUGUCGACGCCGAGCCCUCCGCCGUCCCUUGUUGAUCGUGAAUAG
Messenger RNA from Stereum hirsutum FP-91666 SS1, 1479 nucleotides. RefSeq lists its product as uncharacterized. The transcript has 8 exons. NCBI's taxonomy places the organism in Eukaryota, Fungi, Basidiomycota, Agaricomycetes, Russulales, Stereaceae. Gene Ontology annotation, biological process: regulation of transcription by RNA polymerase II. The record is from RefSeq and is a predicted model, not a curated record. Bases 1 to 1479 code for a protein of 492 amino acids. Gene Ontology annotation, molecular function: RNA polymerase II cis-regulatory region sequence-specific DNA binding; DNA-binding transcription factor activity.